AUGACAAACCAGGAAAAGUGGGCACACCUCAGCCCCUCAGAAUUUUCCCAACUACAAAAAUAUGCUGAGUAUUCUACAAAGAAAUUGAAGGAUGUUCUUGAAGAAUUUCAUGGUAAUGGUGUGCUUGCAAAGUAUAAUCCUGAAGGGAAACAAGACAUUCUUAACCAAACCAUAGAUUUUGAAGGUUUCAAGUUAUUUAUGAAGACGUUUCUGGAAGCUGAACUUCCUGAUGAUUUCACAGCACACCUUUUCAUGUCAUUUAGUAACAAGUUUCCUCGCUCUAGUCCAAUGGUAAAGAGUAAACCUGCUCUCCUUUCAGGUGGUCUGAAGAUGAAUAAAGGUACCCUCAACUCUCCCCGUACUUCUCCUGCAAAUACAAGUUCCCCUGAAGUGAUCCACCUGAAGGACAUUGUCUGUUACCUGUCUCUUCUUGAAAGAGGAAGACCCGAGGAUAAGCUUGAGUUUAUGUUUCGCCUUUAUGAUACGGAUGGAAAUGGCUUCCUGGACAGCUCGGAGCUAGAAAACAUCAUCAGUCAGAUGAUGCACGUAGCAGAGUACCUUGAAUGGGAUGUCACUGAACUUAAUCCAAUCCUCCAUGAAAUGAUGGAAGAAAUUGACUAUGAUCAUGAUGGAACAGUUUCUCUGGAGGAGUGGAUACAAGGAGGAAUGACCACAAUUCCACUUCUUGUCCUUCUGGGCUUGGAAAAUAACGUGAAGGAUGAUGGACAGCAUGUGUGGAGACUCAAGCACUUUAACAAACCUGCCUACUGCAAUCUCUGCCUGAACAUGCUGAUCGGUGUGGGGAAGCAGGGUCUGUGCUGCUCCUUUUGCAAGUAUACAGUCCAUGAACGCUGUGUGGCCAGAGCACCGCCCUCUUGCAUCAAGACCUAUGUGAAGUCCAAGAAGAACACUGAUGUCAUGCACCAUUACUGGGUUGAAGGCAACUGCCCGACCAAGUGUGAUAAGUGCCACAAAACAGUGAAAUGUUACCAGGGCCUGACAGGACUGCAUUGUGUAUGGUGUCAGAUUACACUGCAUAAUAAAUGUGCUUCUCAUCUAAAACCUGAAUGUGACUGUGGACCUCUGAAGGACCAUAUUUUACCACCCACAACAAUCUGUCCAGUGGUACUGCAAACUCUUCCCACAUCAGGAGUUUCAGUCUCUGAGGAAAGAAUAACGACAGUGAAAAAGGAAAAGGGUGGUUCUCAGCAGCCAAACAAAGUGACUGACAAGAACAAAAUGCAAAGAGCCAACUCUGUUACCAUGGAUGGACAAGGCCUACAGAUUACUCCUGUUCCUGGUACUCACCCUCUUUUAGUUUUUGUGAACCCCAAAAGUGGUGGGAAACAAGGAGAACGAAUUUACAGAAAAUUCCAAUAUCUACUAAAUCCUCGUCAGGUUUACAGCCUUGCUGGAAGUGGACCAAUGCCAGGGUUAAACUUUUUCCGUGAUGUUUCUGACUUCAGAGUCUUAGCCUGUGGUGGAGAUGGAACCGUGGGGUGGAUCUUGGACUGCAUAGAAAAGGCCAAUGUAGCCAAGCAUCCUCCAGUUGCCAUUCUGCCUCUAGGGACCGGCAAUGAUCUAGCAAGAUGCCUGCGAUGGGGAGGAGGUUAUGAAGGUGAGAAUCUGAUGAAAAUCCUAAAAGAUAUUGAAAACAGCACAGAAAUCAUGUUGGACCGGUGGAAAUUUGAAGUCAUACCUAAUGAUAAAGAUGAAAAGGGAGACCCAGUGCCUUACAGUAUCAUCAAUAAUUACUUUUCCAUUGGCGUGGAUGCUUCCAUUGCACACAGGUUCCACAUCAUGAGAGAAAAACACCCAGAAAAAUUCAAUAGUAGGAUGAAGAAUAAAUUUUGGUAUUUUGAGUUUGGCACCUCUGAAACUUUCUCAGCCACCUGCAAGAAACUACAUGAAUCUGUAGAAAUAGAAUGUGAUGGAGUACAGAUAGAUUUAAUAAACAUCUCUCUGGAAGGAAUUGCUAUCUUGAACAUACCGAGCAUGCAUGGAGGAUCCAAUCUUUGGGGAGAGUCUAAGAAAAGACGAAGCCACCGCCGGAUAGAGAAAAAAGGGUCUGACAAAAGGCCCACACUCACAGAUGCCAAAGAGCUGAAGUUUGCAAGUCAAGAUCUGAGUGAUCAGCUGCUAGAGGUGGUUGGCUUGGAAGGAGCCAUGGAGAUGGGACAAAUAUACACAGGCCUGAAAAGUGCUGGGCGGCGCCUAGCCCAGUGUUGCUCGGUGGUCAUCAGGACCAGCAAGUCUCUGCCAAUGCAGAUAGAUGGAGAACCAUGGAUGCAGACCCCAUGCACAAUAAAAAUUACCCACAAGAAUCAAGCCCCAAUGCUGAUGGGCCCUCCUCCAAAAACCGGGUUGUUCUGCUCCCUCGUCAAAAGAACAAGAAACCAAAGCAAGGAAUAA
Condylura cristata (star-nosed mole) is the source of this 2412-nucleotide messenger RNA. RefSeq names its product diacylglycerol kinase, beta 90kDa (gene DGKB). The record is from RefSeq and is a predicted model, not a curated record. The transcript is spliced from 26 exons. Gene Ontology annotation, molecular function: ATP-dependent diacylglycerol kinase activity; calcium ion binding. Lineage: Eukaryota; Metazoa; Chordata; Mammalia; Eulipotyphla; Talpidae. Gene Ontology annotation, cellular component: plasma membrane. Gene Ontology annotation, biological process: diacylglycerol metabolic process; intracellular signal transduction; lipid phosphorylation. Bases 1 to 2412 code for a protein of 803 amino acids.